Sphaeroforma arctica JP610 is the source of this 627-nucleotide messenger RNA. RefSeq lists its product as hypothetical. Lineage: Eukaryota; Ichthyosporea; Ichthyophonida. Gene Ontology annotation, molecular function: protein binding. Gene Ontology annotation, cellular component: Pwp2p-containing subcomplex of 90S preribosome; small-subunit processome. Gene Ontology annotation, biological process: rRNA processing. The record is from RefSeq and is a predicted model, not a curated record. Bases 123 to 626 code for a protein of 167 amino acids. The transcript has a single exon.
GUUAUUCACCACCAUUGCAGUAAAAGAUAGCUGUGAAUGGUUAUUUUUACUUCGUUGCUAGAAAAUAUCUGUAAAGACAGUCACCGCGGACGAUAGUAGUAUUACAAGACAUACACAUCAAGAUGGUUGGGACUUCCUCAGCGGGCAAGAGUCAAAUAUUCCAUCCUUAUCGAGCAUUGGGCUAUGUCACAAAUCAUGUGCCUUUUGCAUUGCAAACAAAGACGAACACACACUUUAUUACUACAUGCAUAGGUGAUGCUUUCCAACAAUACGGUGCUGCGAAAAUGAAUCUUUUAUUUGUAUCUCCGCCUUUGCAGGAGCCUAUCACUUGCAUAGAUAUGGUAAAGGAUUAUGUGAUGACAGCCUCGGGUUGUCGGGUGAUAGCUUGGAAACGCGGGAAGCAAGUGCGUUGUAUAGGUACACAUAAACACAAUAUACAGCUUAUGCUGCUAUUUGGGGGCAUGGUGAUUACCUGUGAUGAUAGUGGGGAGAUUGUGAUGUGGGAUGACGAGAAGUCAAAUGAAGAACUCGGGAGGGUUGAGGUAGGCAGUCAGGAACAAUUCAAUACUACAGCCAUGAUGCACCCAGCUACAUACCUGAAUAAAGUUCUUCUAGGCAGCAGGUAAG